AUGUCAAGAAGGUCUGACAAAAUAGUGAAGUUAGCCUUGGCUAAAACCAAUUCAUCUGUGACUUUUUCUGUUAACACUGAUGGUUUUUUAUCUGAAGUAGUGUCUGAAAUCUCUAAUGAUACAAAUUUCCCUGCAGAUAACCCUUACCAGGACUUACCUGAAGUUUACAUCGAAACAGUAGGCAAUUCUCAGAAUGUUAAUAUUGAGAGAGAACAAUUAUUUGAGAGCGAUUUAACCCUAGUUAAAAACCUUGACAAUACUUUUCCUGAGCAAAAAUAUUUGCAUGAAACUGACUUGAGCAUAGUAGAAAGUGCUAAUUUUGCUAGUACCGAGAAAUUAAACUUAGGCCUACUUGAAGUUGACUUAGGUUUAGUUGUGAGUUCUAAUGUUGCUGUUUCUGAACAAGAAGAGGUACUGAAAACUAACUUAGACAUAGUAGAAACUGAUAUUGCUAGUACCGAGCAAUUAGGCUUAGGCCUAUUCUUAGUUGUGAAUCCUGAUGUUGCUGUUUCUGAACAAGAAGAGGUACCGAAAACUGACUUAGACAUAGUAGAAAGUGCUGAUGUUACUGCUCCCGAGCAAGAAAACCCAGUCCUUACCGAAGUUAGUGAACAUGGGCCUGUAGACUUUGAUGUUCAGAUUACUGAUAUUACUAAUAAUGUUACACCUAGUCGAAAACGAAAGAAACGCCAUCAAGUUAAUAAUGCUACGUGGAAGAUAAAUAAAUCGAAAAAAGCUAGGAAGACUGGAAAAGAGUACUUAGGUAAGAAACAAAAUGAUGCAGGACAGUAUGAGUACAACAUUAAGAUAAAUGCCAGGAAAAUGAAAGUCCAUUGUAAAUGUAAAAGAAAGGAAAACAGUUUGUUACAGUGAGCGUUAUUAACUGAAAUUGAAAGACAAGAGAACUUUAAUGAAUUUUGGCAACUAGAUUGGGAGGGUAAAAGAUUAUUUGUAAAUUUUUUAACCAAAAAAACUGAAACUGCAGGAGCCAGAGGAAGGAAAAAAGAUACCAAAAGUGGAAGAAAAUACUCAUGUCAAUAUUACUUAAAAAAAGACGGGGGUAUUAUUAGAGUACGUAAAACUAUGUUUCAAAACUCGCUAUCUAUUACAGAGUGGAUGGCUCACCACUGGCAAAAUAAACAAAAUUAUGUUCAAGAAGAAACUGGGGAGAAUGGGGAUGCGUUACCGGAUGACGAUGGAAACGAGAUUAAGAAAUUAAGGAAAUCAGCUGCAGUUAAAGCACUGGAAAAUUUUCUGCAAACUCUACCUAAAUUAGAAUCUCAUUAUUGCAGAAAAAGAACAAGUAAAUUGUACUUGGAUCCUUGCUGGAAAUACAAAAGGGAGCUUUACUUAUUCUAUAAGAGCAGCUGGUA
This is a messenger RNA of Psylliodes chrysocephalus, 1373 nucleotides long. Lineage: Eukaryota; Metazoa; Arthropoda; Insecta; Coleoptera; Chrysomelidae. The record is from the annotation of a GenBank genome assembly.